CUAAUCCUCUCGAAAUCCACGCUCCACACUCAUCACGUCGAUACAUUUCUCGACUUGCCGACUUUCCUUAAUUCAUCCGGGGUUCUCGCCAUUACUCGGUGCAAAGUUGACUCUUUGUUCCACCCCGCAAAAGGAAAGAUAAGCAAAAAAAGAGUUGGAAACAAGGAAUUAAUCAAGUCCUCUUUUCUUUUCUUACGCAGGUCUCCAAUUCUUCCUUUACAUGCGUACCUGACAGUCUUAGUCGACAAUCAUUCACAAUGGCUAUGCUGGCUUCGAAAUCGUCUUUUCCGGCUUCGCUGGCCUCCUCGAAUUCCACUCUGGUUUCGAGCGCGCAAUCAUCUGGUAUGGCGCCCUCGAGGAGACCACCUGCCGUCCAUGCCACGGGUCAAGCCUUCGCUAGCCCAACCGAGUCCGAGUUUUCUGAUCUCGAUGGCCCCGACGCAGUUAAGAACUGGACUGAAGAUCAAGUCUGCGACUAUCUAAGGAGUGUCAAAUGUGGCGAGUAUGAGAAGCUCUUCAGGAAGAACAACAUCAACGGCGAGAACUUGCUGGAAAUGGAUAAGGAGGUCCUCAAAGAGAUGGGCAUCGAGAAAGUCGGCGAUCGGGUUCGACUAUUUCUGGGUAUUAAGAAGCUCAGGACAAAGGCUUACGCGAACCAGAAGAGGCGCAACCGAGAUUCUUUCGGGGGACUGGAUUCCCAAUAUGCCCCCUCCUCAACAGGGUCCCCGCGACACCCCAACCCUAGCAGCCGUGGUAUUGCCACGGCGUCUACCAAGAGGUAUUCGCGGCUUGACAUGCAAACCUUACCUAUGACCUCAAUGGCAGACGUCGCGAAAUCCUCGUCACGACCGAAUUCGCCUCUACCCAACACUGAUGCCCGAGGUGUUAGGCCACCGAGGUAUCAGAACCAGCAGUAUAUGAGCAAUACGACACCGAAUUCGACCGCUCGGGGACCUGGUUCGCCGACUAUGCAGAGCCGUCUGGUAAUUACACACACACGGAAUGCCUCAAGUCAGGAUGGUUCGCUGAUGGCUGCUUUACCACAGGGUCAAGACGUCAUCCGUGUCAUCUGGAACGGUGGCGUUACGAAGGUUGUUAAGAUUGCCGACUGCAAUACCUGCGAAGAAGUUAUGCGGGUAACGUUACGAAAAUUCGCAUUACGAGAGGACCAUGAUCGCAAUUACUGUUUCUGGAUAUUAGCCGGUGUUGACCCCGACCCUAAGCAAUGUCGUCGUCUCGGCGAUACCGAACUAUGGCGCAUCAUUAAGGAUCAAAAGCGACCCGAGAGAAACCGCCUCAUCCUCCGAAGAGUGCCGUCCGGAGAGCCAGGAGAGAAAGAGCUGCAGCGAGCCGCCUCUAUUGCCAUGGAAGAAGCCCAACAAUACCACAGCCAGGGUCUCGGAAAUAUACAAGAUAAGAGGAGUCAAGAAAAGGUACAAAGGAUAUUAGGUGAGAGCUGGAACGAAGGGCUCCAGCAGCCGCUAUCGCCAAUUUCCUUCCAGGACCGUGAGAGGAAUCUCAAUAAUACUGCUAGGGAUUUGGAACGACCACCCAGUGACGCUAGGGCCGUCCCGAGACGAAAGGUUAUGAGACCGUUUGGUGGUCUGAGACCUCCCAGCGAGUUGAUUACUUCGGAUCUCACCUCAUACUUCCCUGAUCACCCUAGGGAAGAUAUUGACCGAACCGCCCGACUAUCUAUGCGUAGGUCUACUCGCCUAAGCAAGGUGAACAGCCGACUUAGUGUCGCUAGCAACCUCAGCUUUGCAUCUAGUAUCCAAGAUGCACCCCCUAUCCCGACUAUUGCGGAUUCAUGGUUGAAUAGCGGUCAGCUUGCCAAAGUCAAGGCUCGCGAGAAUCAAGGUCGCAUGCCGCAUUCAUUCCGGGAUUCGAUCGCUUCAUCCGUACUAGACACUCUUCAAGAGGAAUCUCCUAUCGAACCUAACCGCAAGUCUUAUGUUUCAUUUGCAGAUAGCGGUUCGGAUACCAAUCCGAUAAGCAUCACAGAUCCGGAAGGGAAUGUUCGCCAGAGCUACUUCGACGAAUCUAGUACUCAGGGCUCUGGGUCCUUGAAGGAAAUUACUCAAGCCCUAAGUGAAGAUGGUGAAGAUGCCGAUGAGGAACUACAGAGCUUCUUAGCUGGUGAGUCAUGGGACGAUAACAAGUGGAUGAAAGGAGCCUUGAUUGGUCAAGGAUCGUUCGGUAGCGUUUACUUGGCCUUACACGCCGUGACCGGAGAGCUACUUGCCGUCAAGCAAGUCGAGACGCCUUCGCCCGGCGCGAACAGCCAGACGGAUGCUCGAAAGAAGAGUAUGAUUGAGGCUCUUAAGCGAGAGAUUAGUCUGCUCCGAGAUCUCCGACACGCAAACAUUGUGCAAUAUCUCGGCUGCAGCUCCUCGGCUGAGCACCUGAAUAUUUUCCUCGAGUACGUCCCUGGUGGCUCUGUCCAGACCAUGCUCAACUCGUAUGGUGCCCUUCCCGAACCUCUUGUCCGCAGUUUCGUGAGGCAGAUCUUGAAUGGUCUCUCGUACCUACACAACCGAGAUAUCAUCCAUCGUGACAUUAAAGGCGCCAAUAUCCUUGUAGACAACAAGGGUACGAUCAAGAUUUCCGAUUUCGGAAUCAGCAAGAAGCUCGAGGCGUCUAAUAUUCUUAAUGGCGCCAACAACAACAAGAAUCGGCCAUCGUUGCAAGGCUCGGUGUUCUGGAUGGCCCCUGAAGUGGUUAAGCAAACCUCGUACACACGCAAGGCUGAUAUCUGGUCUCUCGGCUGCUUAGUUGUCGAAAUGAUGACUGGAGCACAUCCUUUCCCGGACUGCAGUCAGUUGCAAGCCAUCUUCAAGAUUGGAGGUGGUAAGGCUGCCCCGACUAUUCCCGAAAGUGCCAGUCCUGAAGCAAUUAAGUUCUUAAGUCAGACCUUUGAGAUAGACCACAACUUGCGACCGAGCGCAGACGAACUCAUGCUUAGUCCGUUCCUCGCUCCAAUUACUUAAAGCGCAUAGAGGUACCAUAUGAUCUUUUUAAGCUAGUCUUUUCUUGAUACCCCUUUGCGAUAAACGACCAAUUAUUCAUUUCAACAUAACGAGGUCGAGUCCGCCCGCGUCCAGAUUUGAGGAUCUCUCAAUGGUCUUUGAUCAGACGCGAAUCCGUUCAGUUACCGAGUUUCCUGACUCGGUGAUAUCUGGGAUGGUCGCUAUCAAUAUACUUGGACCUCGUGUUUUUCACUACUAGUGAUGUACAUUAAGGUGGCAUCACUGAACUUUUAGUUUUUAUGGGAUGGCACGUUGAAGUCGUGACCGAAAUUUUAGACUGGUUUAAGGAUUAACCUAACCUAGGUAGUUAACGGAAAUAUCCAUGAGAUGGACGAUGAUGGGGGCAUUUUGGUCUCACAAGAUGGGCAAGGAAAUCAGAUGAUGCAUUGACGCGGCGAAACGGAGAAUCAGUAUUGAGGUUCUUAGUUGAUCUCCCUUCUAUUUUUUCGGAGGGUUGUCGUUUUUAGCGGCUUUAUGAGCGGCAUUUGCGCAGCUGCGCUGAGCUUUGGUGGUUAAUCAAUGCAUGAGAGCAAAUGAAAUGGAACGAAUACUCAUGACUUCUUCAUCUUGCAAACGCGAGAACGUGUAUUUAUAGGCAUCGGAUAACCUUGCAAGGUUGUAGAACGUGAUAAUAAAUUAAAAAGCAUGACAACUA
Daldinia decipiens is the source of this 3684-nucleotide messenger RNA. RefSeq names its product kinase-like domain-containing protein. Gene Ontology annotation, molecular function: protein kinase activity; protein binding; ATP binding. NCBI's taxonomy places the organism in Eukaryota, Fungi, Ascomycota, Sordariomycetes, Xylariales, Hypoxylaceae. Gene Ontology annotation, biological process: protein phosphorylation; signal transduction. The record is from RefSeq and is a predicted model, not a curated record. The transcript is spliced from 2 exons. Bases 258 to 2990 code for a protein of 910 amino acids.